ACACAGCGCUAUGAUUAGGUCCCGCUGCUGCUGCGAACUAGGAGCUCCUUCCGUUAAAGUGUUAUCCUCUUUCUGAAGUCUGAACACAUUGCCCAUCCUUCCUGAAGAGCUAGCAGCGCCUUCGUUCAUAUAAACCGUGCCCCCUGCAUACAUAUCAGCCUGCUGUUGAUUUGGCCUGGCCAGUCAGGGGCGCCGGCCAGACAGAGCCGCUCUUCUUCUCUAUCCUACCCCUCUCCGCUCCGCCAGAGGCUGCUUGACCCGCUAGCUUCCGCGCGUGCUUGUAUGGGUUCUUGGGUGCGCACCAUCACGACGCCGUUCCGGAAAGCCUGCAACGUCUUCGUCCCGCAGAAGGACGGCAGCAAGAAGCUGCAGGAGCCAAACUCAUCAUCAGCAAUGGUGGAGCACGUCGACGCCGAGAGGGCCAAGCUCCACGGGGAGGUGAUGGCGUGCGCCUACGAGGACGUGCAGGUGAUGUGGUCCAUGCUCGACCAGGCCAGGAUCCGGGACCUCAGUGGCAGCUCGUGACCUCGCGCCACCAAUCGUCCUUUCAGGCAUUAUUCCUAGGGAGCCGCAUGGAUGGACACGGAGUACAUAGCAAAAUAUCUUCCCCUCACCCAAAAAAAAAACAUUCCGGGCCCACAUGCUUUCUUGGAGCUUGAAGGUGAUCGAUCAUCCGAGCUACUUAUCUGGAGUAGCUAUUUGCGGUUUCCGCAGAUCUCAUCAGUCAAGCCCUGAAACUAAGAGUCCAUUUUGUACGUACCUAGAUUUAGCCUUGCUUUAAUUUGGGAGGUUGCAGAUGAACAGGUUGAGUUUGAAUCCCCACAGGCACUCUGCUCUUUAAAGGUGCUUGGUUGGAGAGAUGUACGUCACCACCCAUUGGGAUCCUGAACGUUGCAUUCCUCUUUCUCUA
Messenger RNA from Panicum virgatum (switchgrass), 910 nucleotides. RefSeq lists its product as uncharacterized. The record is from RefSeq and is a predicted model, not a curated record. The transcript has 2 exons. Lineage: Eukaryota; Viridiplantae; Streptophyta; Magnoliopsida; Poales; Poaceae. Bases 283 to 525 code for a protein of 80 amino acids.